Messenger RNA from Oppia nitens, 1479 nucleotides. RefSeq lists its product as uncharacterized. Bases 64 to 1479 code for a protein of 471 amino acids. The record is from RefSeq and is a predicted model, not a curated record. Gene Ontology annotation, molecular function: protein binding. The transcript is spliced from 2 exons. Lineage: Eukaryota; Metazoa; Arthropoda; Arachnida; Sarcoptiformes; Oppiidae.
AAACAAACAAACAAACAAAAAAAAAGUUUUGUCGCAACUGAAGACAUCACUGAAGAGAAGAGUAUGUCGACGACGACGACUACGACAACAGCAAAGGACUCGUUUGAUCGUUUCGGCGAUGAUUUGACUGAACUAUUGCUGAGAUAUCUGUCAAACAAUGACAGACUAAGACUUGAUUGUGUGUCCAAACAGUGGCAGUCAUUGAUAUUCAUUAGACAAACACAUCUCAGAUUUGAUGACAAACUAUUGAAAAGUUGGAGUAAAGAUCUGGAUAUCAACUUCAAGACUGUCAAUCAAAUUGUUAAGUUGUUUGAGUCAAUUGUCCGAAAGUGUCCAAACUUGACAUCAGUUAUCAUCAGUGAUGUCUAUUUGAUGAACAGUUAUCUGGAUCUACUUGUCCAACACUGUCGUCAAUUGAGACAUUUGUGUCUACUAUCGGAAACCAGUGGUAGUGGUGGUCAUCAGCGGACACUCAACGACAAUACAAUUGACCGAUUGUUUCUGACAUUUGCCGACCAAUUGCUGACAUUCAAGUUUGACGGCCACGACUACGAUCUCAAUAGACAAUUGUUUUACAAAGCCAUCGACUUAUUGCCAAACUUACAGACACUGGACAUCACUGCAAACCGAAAGACAAUCCUGUAUUUGAAUCUCAUAUUUACUGAUGACUUCUGCUAUGUUUUACCAAAAACUUUGAACUCAUUUGCCGUACGUCUGAACAACCAUUUGAUGCCGUGGUUUGUCUUAUUUGCCGAAACCUAUGGCCAACAAAUGCUUGAACUGAACAUAACUAUUGAUAAGAUUAGUUCACCGCCGGAUGAGUUGGUCACCGGUUUGGCACAAAUGUCUCAAUUAAGACAAUUGACAAUCGACUUGAUAUACAACGCCAGUUGCGAACUAUUUCUGCCGAUAUUGUCGGCUAUCGGUCAUCACAACUGUCCUCAACUCCAAGGCCUACACUUGAAGGGACUGAACUGUCAGAAGACAUUUGUGCCCCAAUUGUUUGCCGAACUAAACAAACACGUGUCGCACGUGCGACAAUUGUCAAUCAUGUGUAGUCUAGUAUCAUAUGACAGUACUAUCGAUAAUCAAGUGAUCAGUGCUGCCCUAAAUUCAAUGAACCGAUUGACCGAUCUGUCAAUUAAUGUAUUAUUUCGGUGUCCGUUAAUCGGUGACCAGUUUUUCCGCGACAUUCAUCAACAUCUGCCUCAACUCAAGCGACUUCGUGUGGACAGAGCUGCUAUCACUGCCACCACCAAAGCUGGUACUAUACAAUCGUUAGCACAGUUAGCAAACUUAACUGAUCUCUAUCUACACUGUGAACCCAUAUUUAUUAUGCCCUCUCCUGACUAUAUCGACAAUCAUCUGAUUGGUGUUAAUACCAGUGUUAGACACGUGUGUAUUAAGUACAGUGAUAGUGAUCAUCGACCGCAAACCUAUCUAUACGGUCGCUAUAGAUCUAUGAUCUCAGAUAAUUAG